CUCCCUUUCCAAACCUCGGACAGCCCAAACGUGAUCCGACCUGCUGCUCCGACCGUGCUCGAACAGGCUCAGCGGCGGCGGGAGGUAGGAUUUUCCCAACCUUGUUCCGACCCUCCUCUUCCGUAGUCAUACACGGACGCUCGUCGACAGCAAGACAGGGCAGCCGCACACCGGAGCGUUCAGCCGGCGUAUCGCAUGUCCGCGAGCGAGCAGCCGAUCCCGGCAAAGCCGCGCCUCUCGUGGCGGGGCGUGAGCAUGCUCAUGGUGUCUGACAUCGUCGGCACAUCCGUCCUCACCUUCCCUGCCGUCGCCGCCGAGCUCGGGUACGCGCUGACGGUCCUCCUCAUCGUCGGCCUCUUCCCGGUGACCGUGUACGUCAGUGUCCUCAUGGCGCGAACACACGUCCGCGUACGCGGCAUCGACAGCCUCGGGAGCGCUGCGCGGCGCAUCUUUGGGCCGCGGUACGCCGGCGGCACCUUCGUGGUCGUGUACGGCUACACGCUCCUCGGCAACGCCUCCUACCUCCUCGUCCUCGGCACCUCCCUGCAGGGCGUCUUUUACGACGCGCGCCUGUGCCUCGCCGCCGCGUCUGGGCUCGGCGCGCUCCUGCUCGCGCCUCUCGUCGUCGGCCUGCGGCGGCUCGGCGACUCGGUCGCCCUCUGCUUCUUCAACCUGCUGCUCGUGCUGCUCUGCGUCGGGGUCGCGUUUGGCGAGCUCGCCGCGCGAGGACGGCCGCCUUGCGUCGAGACGCACGCGGUGGCGCAGGGCCUCGACUUCACCGCAGUGUUUGGCGGCGCGACCAACCUCGUGUACGCCUACGCGGGGCAGUGGAUGUACUUCGAGAUGAUGACGGAGAUGGAGGCGCCGGCGGACUUCCCAAAGGCCUUCCUCCUCCCCGGGCCCGAUCAUGCGAAUUGGUGUAGCCUCGUGGAGAGCGUGCCCGCCGGCCCGGCCUACCGCGCCGCGCAGGGCCUGCCGCUGCUGCACGUGACCUUCCCUAGACCUCUCCUAGACCUUUCCGGGCACCUUCCGGUAGGCCUGCUGCUGCUGCACGUGACCAUCGUCUACAUGGUCCCCUUCUUCGAGCCGCUGCUGGGGCUCAUCGGCGGGCUGCUCUCCGGCCCGAUCAACUUCCUCCUCCCCGUCGCCCUCUACCUCGGCGCCCUCUGCCGCGACCUCGGCGCGACCGCGAGAGAGAGCGACGAGGCGGCGGAGGCGUCGCUCCUCCGUCUCGCGCGGCUCGGCCGCGCCGCCUCGACCCGGCUGCCACUUGGCGAGCGGAUCGGCCUCGCACUGAUUGUCGCCUUUGUGCUGGGGACGAUGGUGGUCGGGACCUACUCCACCGUCACCUCCCUCGCCGCGCGGUGGAGAGAGCUGGGAGGGCCGUUUGCAUGCCACCCGCUGGUGCUGGUCAACAAUAGCGACCCGUGCGGCGGGUAG
Messenger RNA from Emiliania huxleyi CCMP1516, 1440 nucleotides. RefSeq lists its product as hypothetical. Gene Ontology annotation, cellular component: vacuolar membrane. Gene Ontology annotation, molecular function: amino acid transmembrane transporter activity. Lineage: Eukaryota; Haptophyta; Isochrysidales; Noelaerhabdaceae. The record is from RefSeq and is a predicted model, not a curated record. Gene Ontology annotation, biological process: amino acid transmembrane transport. The transcript has 5 exons. Bases 196 to 1440 code for a protein of 414 amino acids.